ACAAAACUGUGGCAACUGAAAAUAGAAAUAUGAUCCCAGUCCUAAGAAAACCAGGAAUCAUUUGGAAGCAUUGCUAUCAGUUUCAUAUUUAUCCUCACUCUAAACACAAUGGUUGGCCAAGGUCUCUGGAGACUAAUUGUACUUGUUCUAUCAAUCCAAUUGUCAGAGAGUGGAUUUGUCAACGAAUGGGUUGCUCUAGAUUUCCCUGUUUUAAGGUCUGUUUUCCUGGUGCAAAAGCCAAUUUUCAUUUGCGAAUCUGUCCCCAAAAGCGUCAUCAAAAUGUUCCAAAAGCCCAUUCAGGUCUUGCAAGCUCUACCCGACAGGGUUAAUCCCCGUGUUAAUCUCCUACUUUGCGCUGACGACUUCGAACCACUAGAAAUCCAAAGGUUUUUGCGUCAAAACAACCGAAUUGGAUCUCACAUCCCAUCAUUCGUUAUUGGGACCAAUCUCACUGAUGACUAUUUGAGGCAGUUUCCAAUGAUUCAUAUUGACCAAGAGAUCUACUUUGUGGAUGAGACCACUCGCAUCCUUUACGAGUCCUACACCAUCGCUGAGCAAACCAUAGUGAACAAUCUCCUCGUCAUUGAAGAGCACAAGGUGGCAUGGAAACAGACUCGUAGCUUUUUGGAACGCAGGAGCAAUUUCCAUGGGAGGCACUUUCAGAUUGUGAGCGAUAAUCAAUUGCCUUAUCUAAUGUUCGAUGACGACAUAGUGGAAAGUAGGCCUGUCCUAGAAACAGCUUCUGGCGACCAAAUUGUACCUUUGGAUAACAUGGAAAUGUCGGGCAUAUUUUGGGAGACGUUCCUCGUUCUAGAAUCGAGCUUGAACUUCACAUAUGACAUGUUCGUCCGAAAGGAUCGUCGGUGGGGUGUCCUAAAGGAUGGCCAAUGGGAUGGAAUGGUGUCCACUUUGGUGAAGGAGGAGGCUGAUUUCAUUCUAGGAUCCGUUACCCUUAACUUGAUGAGAUCCGCCGUCAUCGACUACUUAUCCCCAUUGGCUCAUGAAACUUAUGGGGUAAUCGUUAAAAAUGUGGGCCGGGAACAGCUCUCAUGGCUGAGCUUUCUUUUGCCCAUGAGUGAGGAUGCUUGGCUGGGAUUAGUGGUGAACGCCUUGUUCCUACUUCUGGUCUUGAAAUGUUUUGAAUAUAUUUCCUCGACGAGCGAUCCAACACCAAAUGUGAAAAAGAAUCCCUUGGAGAUCUUGGGGGAACUGCUCCAAGAUUUCUGGAUGUUGUUCUGCUCGUAUUUUGGAAGGAAGCCCCCUGAAGAGGGGGAGAGUCGAAUUAGGCAGAAAACCACAAGCCAAAUCCUGAUAUUCACUAUCUUUCUGGCCGGGAACAUCGUAUUCAUGUCUUACAAAGCUUCGCUGACCUCGGAACUUAGCAGCCGAAUUAAACGGAUACCAUUCGAUAGUCUCGAGGGAUUGGUGGAAACUAAUUACAAGGUGACAACAAACAAAGGUGGUGGUCUUAUGAUAGAUUCGUUUGCCCGGGCAGAGGAGGGAACAGCCUUGAAUCAGAUCUACAGAAAAUUCUUUGAAGACCAAUUGGACCAACUAUAUCCGGACAUCAAGACUGGGUUGGAAAAUCUAGUGAAAAAUCCGUACGAGGCUUUUUUCAACGUCAUCGAAUCCGUUUUGGGUUACAAGGACUACCAAUGUUCCAUAAUCGUGGCUUGGAAGACCAACUAUCCGAACUUCUUAUCCUUGGCCUUUCCGAAAAACUCAAGAUAUUUCAAAUUCUUCAACUUCAAAACCCUUCAAUUCAUCGAAGGUGGAGCUCUUGACGUUUUGACAUAUCGUUACAUUCAACCUUUUGAGCAACGUCAAUGUGAAUUGGAAGGCCCCAGUGGUUUGGGGUUGGAGAAACUGAUCAGCUUGUUUGGACUUCUCGGUGGGGCCACGAUAAUGUCAGGUUUGAUCUUUCUUUUUGAGACUUUCGGACGAGUUGGGAGAGUCUCAAGAACCCCAACGCCUUUGCUUCCUGCGAGAUCCAGCAGGUCCCUCCAAUAUUGGAUCCGCACCAUGCCCAUCAAAUAUGGGAUCGCCAAUCAUGAUGCUUUUAUGGCGGAGAUGGACAAAAUCAUCUGGCUUGCCAAAAGAAGCCCCGACCAGCCAUGACCCGGUGUCUAAGUUAUUUUGAGAAGUACACUCCAGUCGUCAAAUCAAUCAGCUCUUCAUUGUAUUUGACUGAGAUCCCUCUUGAACUUUUUGUCAACAAACUUUGAACCUAUCUGACGCUGUGCUAGAUUCUUGUUAGCCAUGUGCGGUUUGUGAGCACUCCAUAAUAAUCACGAGGCGAGAAAUUAUGUACAAUUGUGCCUGCCAAUCGUUUGGGAAUUGCACACCUGCUCAAAAGAGAAAAUAAAGCAAGUUGUGUGUGAUGUGUA
Tigriopus californicus is the source of this 2387-nucleotide messenger RNA. Its product is annotated as probable glutamate receptor. Lineage: Eukaryota; Metazoa; Arthropoda; Copepoda; Harpacticoida; Harpacticidae. Gene Ontology annotation, molecular function: glutamate-gated receptor activity. The transcript is spliced from 2 exons. Gene Ontology annotation, cellular component: membrane. The record is from RefSeq and is a predicted model, not a curated record. Bases 109 to 2118 code for a protein of 669 amino acids.